AUGUUAUCAAAGAACUUGUUCAACACUGCCAGCAUGCUCGGCAUGCGAUCUUUCAGAUCUUCAUCUGUCGCCUUGGCCGCAGAGACAAAGAAGAAGUUCGAGCGUAACAAGCCCCACGUCAAUGUGGGUACGAUCGGUCACGUCGAUCACGGCAAGACUACGCUCACUGCCGCCAUCACCAAGGUGCUCUCCGACAGAGGCCUGGCCAACUUCAAGUCAUACGCUCAGAUCGACAAGUCGCCAGAGGAGCGUAAUCGUGGUAUCACCAUCACAGCGUCUCACAUCGAGUACGAGUCGGCCAACCGUCAUUAUGCACACAUCGAUUGCCCAGGCCAUCAGCAUUACAUCAAGAACAUGAUUACUGGUGCUGCACAGAUGGACGGUGCCAUCCUGGUCGUGUCCGCCCCCGAUGGACCCCAGGAGCAGACACGUGAGCACGUUAUCUUGUCGCGUGAGGUCGGCAUCCCCUCGAUCGUCGUCUUCUUGAACAAGAUGGACAAUGCUGACCCAGAUCUCGUCGAGAUCGUCGAGAUGGAGGUCAGAGAGCUGCUUGGCAAGUACGGCUUCGAUGCCGACAACACCCCAUUCGUCAAGGGUGCCGCCGCCGUCGCCCUCGCUGAGGACCCCAGCGCACCAACCGAGUACGGUCGUCUGGCCAUCGACCAGUUGGUCGAGGUGCUCGACACCAAGGUGCCACUGCCCCAUCGUGCCGUCGACAAGCCCUUCCUGAUGCCAGUCGAGGAGGUGUUCUCCAUCUCUGGUCGUGGUACCGUCGCCACCGGUCGUAUCGACCAGGGUGUCGUCAAGGUCGGUGAUGAGGUUGCCAUCGUUGGUCUCAAGCCACAUCCAAAGGUUGCAGUCACAGGUCUCGAGAUGUUCGGAAAGAUAUUGGACUUUGCUCAGGCCGGCGAGAACGUCGGAGUCUUGCUCAGAGGUUUGAAGCGUGAGGACGUCCUCAGAGGAGAGGUCGUUGCCAAGCCAGGCACCAUGAAGGCAUAUACUAAAUUCGUUGCCAAGACUUACAUCCUUACCGACGUCGAGGGUGGAAGAAAGAAGGGUUUCGCCACCAACUACAAGCCACAGUUCUUCAUUCGUACUUCCAACGUUACUGGACGUAUUGAGUUGCCACCAAACACUCCAAUGGCUAUGCCAGGAGACAACCUCGAGCUGACGGUCGAGCUCAUUUCCCCAACCCCAUUGAACGAGGGUCUUCGUUUCGCCAUCAGAGAGGGACAGUUGACUGUUGGUGCUGGUAUCAUCCACAAGGUCUUGAACUAA
Acytostelium subglobosum LB1 is the source of this 1278-nucleotide messenger RNA. RefSeq lists its product as hypothetical. Gene Ontology annotation, cellular component: mitochondrion. The record is from RefSeq and is a predicted model, not a curated record. Bases 1 to 1278 code for a protein of 425 amino acids. Gene Ontology annotation, biological process: mitochondrial translational elongation. Gene Ontology annotation, molecular function: GTP binding; translation elongation factor activity; GTPase activity. The transcript has 2 exons. Lineage: Eukaryota; Evosea; Eumycetozoa; Acytosteliales; Acytosteliaceae.